This is a messenger RNA of Verruconis gallopava, 884 nucleotides long. RefSeq lists its product as uncharacterized. NCBI's taxonomy places the organism in Eukaryota, Fungi, Ascomycota, Dothideomycetes, Venturiales, Sympoventuriaceae. The record is from RefSeq and is a predicted model, not a curated record. The transcript has 3 exons. Bases 1 to 873 code for a protein of 290 amino acids.
AUGUCUUUCAAUCUUCCUGACAAGAUCUCACUUCCCACCAACCCAGGCCGCCACAAUACAGCAAUUGCUGAGGUCGUGAUCUGGGGGACCAUCUGGACCGUAGGAUUAAUUAUCCGUAGCUUCCAGGAGUGGUAUUACUGGGACCGCAGCAAAAAACGUACAGUAUUCAUAUGCAUCUUUAAUGGCUGGAUCAGGAACCUGAUAGUGAUCUUGUCCCAAGUGCGGAUCGUUGGCUUUGCGUUGUAUCUUGCAAAACCAAAUGCCGCUAAAGGUCUUGUUAUUACGGAGAUUGUUCUCCAAGGGAUUGGUGUCACACCUUUACUCUUCGAGUUCAGUCUCGUGCUUCUGAAAUGUGGCCAUGUUGGUCUCAAUCAACGACAUGCAUCUCACUAUCCACACCUGAUCAAACUUCUCUUACAAUGGAUCCGCUUACCCAUCAUCGUCGCUGUGGUCCUUAUCGUGCUCGCCGGCAGCCUCGUUAACAUCACCCUGAUGAAGAGCGGUGCAUGCAUAAUCCUCGCCAUCUUCGCUUUCCUUAUCGCUAUCCUGCUAUAUCUGGUUUUGGCGGGCCACUUUCGCACCAUGCCACCAGCAGCACAACAUGCGCUUCGCUGCGUAGCCGCAGCGGUACCUUUUUAUGCAGUUCGCAUCACGUACAUGAUGUUGGGGAAUUUUGGCGGUAUAAAGUAUAGUCCAGCGGUUGGUGACUGGAAGUUGGCUGUCGGGUUGGAGUUCGUCAUGGAAAUCGCCAUUGUGUUCUUACUUAUCACGGCGUCGCUAUUUGCACAGCCCAUCAUCGGAAACCGAAAGGACAGACGGAUCGAGUUAUCUGAGAUCGGGAGUCAGCCUUUGAAGGAGGACGUCAAUGUCUGAGGAACAGCAAC